AUGGGGCAAGGAGGUCGCACCCAAGGUGAAGGCGAUUGGCGGUGCAAGAAGAGAGAAGGCCGGCCCUUGGAAGCCAUCGGGUGGUGGCGGAACUCCCGGGAAGCCGAGGGUGGUGGAUUUGUCAAGGGCGUGCAAAUGGUACGCAACCGAUGCGGGCUGGUCUGGCAACUGCAAGUUCGCCCACGUUUGGGACAUCGGCAGAAGCGGUGGAACUGCGGGAGCCUGGAGCAUCGCAAGGAGUGUCCGCGGCCACCCCAAGGUGGACCUGGUGGAGGCCAAGCCGCUGGAGGCGAAGGAGCUAGAACCGGAACCCCGGGGAACAAGAAGGCUGUGAAGAAGGCAGCCGGGGGGAAGAGCCAUGCGUCGGAACCGGUGGUGGAAGAAAUGGAGGAGAUUGCAAUCGAGGAGACCGUGGGGAAGGACAAGCUGAUGGCGGAGGCGACACAGCUGUUGAAGAGCCUCAGGAUGAAAAAACUCAAGGCGGCGAGGCUGUCGAAGAUCGGGGAGUGCCAAAGUUGGGGGCUUCUUGAUGGAGGGGCCACGCAUGCUCUUAGGCAAGCGCGGAAGGGUGAGACAGGGGAUGACCGCAUGGUGGAGCUUGCGGAUGGCCGGGAGGUGGUUAUGCAGAUGACGGAGGAUCACACCUUGAUCUGCAAGGAAGCCACGCAGGUCAUUGUGCCGCUCGGAGCGUUGUACCUGCUGGGCUACAAGAUCCGCUGGGAGGAGGGUAUCUGCUGCAUCGAGCACGCGAGCCGAGGCCCGUUGCCGGUGAGGAUGAGGCAGUUCUGCCCGGAAGUCCCGACGGAGGUGGCUCUGAGGUUGGUGGCGGAGUUGGAGGAGUUCAAUAUAGGGACUGCUCCGGAAGGCGGCUACAGCGGCGACCAAGAGCAUGAGGAAGCCGGGCAUCAACGCCGACCACAAGAAGGGCCUGUGCGGCAGGGUUGCAGCUGCAUGGAAGAACGGAGAGAUGGAGAAGGUGAAGGGGGAGUGCCGGAGGCGCUGCUGGAAAGGGCCCUGGGCACAGGAGAAGGAAGGGGAAUUGCGGCGGCAAGGAGGAGGCAUGCCAAGGCGACAGGGUUGAUCCUUCACCUCUUCGCGGGGAAGAGUGCGAAGAAGUUCAACUACGGACAGUGGGACAGGGAGGUCAUUGCGGUGGAUAUCCUGUCGGGCCAGGAUUUGCUGGAGGCAGACACCUUCGGGUACCUGGCUGGAUUGGCGGUGGAAGGAAGGACGGAGGGGGUCAUGGGUGGGCCGUGUAGGACGUACUCCUCCUGCAGGCACUUCGAACCGGGUCCUUAUCCGGUCCGAGGAAGAGGAGAGGAGCUGUUUUGCUAUGAGGAGAGCGACGCCGAAGCAAGGAAGGUGGAGGGCGACAGCGUCUUGAUGCUGCGCGUGUGGAUACUGGCGGUGCUGGCGAACGGUGGCCGGGAGCUGGUGGGUCUGAAGGCAUGGAUGGUCAAGGAGCACCCGGAGGACCCGAGGAGCUUUGUCAGUAAGGAGGAGUGGGAGAAGGCCAAGGCCCGGGGGGGCGAACCGCCUUCGGUUUGGGACUGGCCGGAGGUCACGGCGCUGGAGGAGGUGCUGGGACUUAUUGGGGUGAAGUUUGACCAGGGCGCGAUGGGCCACAUCAAGCGGAAGCCGACGAUGCUGCUGACGAGCAUCAAGGAUCUACGGCAGCUGGAUGGCAUGAGGGGACCUGGAGUUGGAGGAGCGGGGAACCGCGAAUCUAGCAGCUGGCAAGAGACAGGUCGUGGCGGCGUCAAGGAUGGCAAAGGCAUCGGCGGAGGACAUGUGGAAGAGCCACGUCGAGAAUGGCCACACCCCAUUUCGCCGGGACUGCAGGGCUUGCAUCCAGGGUGGACUCAGAGGAAGGAGCCAUCGGAAGAGGAGGGGCAUCGCUAUCUGCUGGUGGGCUCCUAUGUCACGGCGGUGGCAAAGAACAUGGCCAAGGAAGAUGAAGUGGAGAAGGAAGCCGGAGGAGAAGCGCUUGGAGAAGACCCGAGCGAGGACCCGUUCGAGGAGAUGUUCGACGAGGAAGGGGCUUUGAGGAGAGCGGCGGAGGUGAUUGCGGCGACCCAGUCGAUGGUGGCCAAGCUUCGGUGGUGGGGCUUAGAGGUGGCGAGGCUUCAUUCUGAUCGAGGAAAGCAGAAAGAUGAGGAGGCUGGAGACGAUGAGGAGCCGAGGAUCAGCAAGGUGGAGGAAGGUGAAGAGCAGGUGGAAGUGUCCUUGGACCCGGUGGUAUGGUCGCAGGAGAAGGAUAGGUUCCUUGAGCUGGUCAUGGAUGACCUCGAGAUGGGUGGCACCGGGGAGGAGUGGGCAGAGGUGCUGGGAAGGCUGGACAUCCAGCAGAGCUGCACAGAGGAGGAGAUGGUGGAGGUCACCCGCGAGGAACGCCCGAAAGCAGGUCUGAGGGCGAUGGAUGUGGUGGCGGAAGAGGAGGAGGUGGAGGGAGGAGCCGAUGUGUAUGCGUCUGGGGUGGAGGCUGGCACGGUUCGUGCGCUGCUUCGGAAGGCGGCGGCUAUGAGGUGGUCGGUGGGCAGCUUGGACAUCAGGAUCCUCAUUGAUGCAAAGGUCGUUGAGCCGGGCAUCAUGUGGGAGGUGACGAGGAGGUGGAAGGUGGACAUCGGUGGGAGACAGGUGCUGGUAUUGCAUCAGGCCUUCGCCGACGAGAAAUUGUGGAAGAUCAAGCUGGGUGAGACCACGGUGGGGUUCAUCUGCUGCUACGUGGAUGACAUGAUGAUCAUCGGGGAGCAGAGCAUCGUGGAGGUGAUGGCUGGCCACAUCAAGAAGGAGUGGGACGCCACGGACCUGGAGUGGGCCAACACUGAGAAGGAGGAUUACAUCAAGGAUGUCAUCAAUAGGUACGGGAGCGAGGUGAAGGAGAAGCUCAUCCCCGUACCGAAGGAAAUUGAGAAGGACGGGGAGGACGAGGAGUUGGACAUGGAGAUGGUUCGGCGAGCACAAACGCUGUCGGGGGAGUUGCUGUGGGCGACCCGGACGAGGCCGGAUAUCAGCUAUGGCGUGAACCGCAUCAGUCAGCUGAUUGCGCGGCAGGCGAGGCGAGCCUAUGACAUGGGAAUCUACCUGCUGGGCUUCCUCAAGAAAACGGUGGAUUGGAAGUUGGAGUUUGGGGCCGCGGCGGAGGGCCACGGAGAGAACGGGGAGUAUGUGUAUGAGAGGGGCAUGAACACGGUGGAGGUCUACGCAGAUGCCGGCUUCGGGCCGGAUGGCGGCCGCUCGCAGCGGGGGGUCAUCGUAUGCUACAGUGGCUGCCCAAUUCAUUGGACGAGUACGCGGCAGCCGUUUGUGGCAAGAUCAACCGCGGAGGCUGUUGUUGGCAGCCAUGGAGGGGGUGCUGCAAGGGGAAGCCUGGGCGGAGAUCAUCGCCGACCUGGAAGACAGGAAGGUGGCAUCGGUGUGGGACAGGGCAUCGAUGUGGAGGGGCGUGACCAGCUGAGGUCGUUGAAGCUGGUGAUGAUGCAGGACAAUGCAGCAGCCGUCACGCUACUGCAGGGCCCUGGUGGGUCAUGGAGAACGAGGCCACUCAAGAUCCGGGCCACGUCGGCCAGGGAGAGAUUUGAGAAUGGCUCCUGGGCGCUGCAGCACUUGCCGGGCGAGACGAUGUUGGCGGGCAUCGGCACCAAGGCCUUGGGAAGCUCUCGCUUGAGAGCACUGGCUGAGAUGAUGGGUAUGAAGAUGGGCGAGAGCGGCGCGAUCCCGGAGAAGGUGAGGGUGGUGCACAGCGUGGAGCACGAACGAGGCCUGAAGGUCUUGACGGGCAUCACGUGCAUUAUGCUAGCUGAGGCAGCUGGCAUAGAGGAUGAGGAAGCUUCCCGGGAGGAGCUUCUGUUUUGGACGGCGCUUCUGGUGGCGGUGGUGGCCGCGUGGGAGGCGUUGAAGUGGAGUGCGAGAAAGGCGACAAACGUGGUGCGGGGCCUGCAGAAGGGGGAGGACUGCGGGAGUAUGCCGACUACCGGAGGAGGAGUGAAGGUUAAGACAAUGAAGGGUGGCGAGGAGAGGGCCGCGCAGAGCGCUGCGGACUGGCUCGAGAGAGAGGUUGACAGAGCCGGGAGCUCGCGUGAGAGAAAUGCAGGCUGGAAAGCCGGAGGUGGAGAAGCGAAGCAGACCAGGUCGACGCCGGAGAGGAGUUGCGUGGUGGAGUGGAAGGUCUCCUUGGAUGUUGAGGAGGCUGCGAUCUGGGAGGACGUGAAGAAGAUCUUCCCGGGCAUCAUGAAGGAACCGGUUGGGACAGAGGACCGCUGGUUGGAGAAGGGCGGCUAUUACAUCAAAAUGCAUUGCAGGAGGCGGGUCGCCCAGUUUGACCCACGGAGGGGCUACAUGCCGAAGGAUAAGAUUGGGCCGGAGAGGAUCACGGUGAUGAGGACUUCGGGGCCCAUCUUUGUGCUGGGCGGCGACUACACGGUUGGGUCGCUGUCCGGCCUGAGGGAGUUCGUUGGCUUCACGAUCUUCAAGAAGGUCGGGGCGGAGCAGGAGGUGGGGUCUUGA
Molecule: messenger RNA, 4506 nt
Organism: Effrenium voratum
Lineage: Eukaryota; Dinophyceae; Suessiales; Symbiodiniaceae
Source: the annotation of a GenBank genome assembly